AUGCCAUCAUCAGGACAAGAGACUGAAGAGGCCCAAAGCCAUCAUAUCGGCGAGCAUUGGAGUGGGGCAAAUCCUAUUCCUACUGUCCAGAAAUUUGUCGAGCAUCUGGACCGAGAAAAGAAAGAGCGAGACCUUAGAAUUGACGAGCAGAACAGAAUCAAGAAGCAAAAUGCCAUCGGCAAAGAAAAGAAGGACAGGGCUGGCAAGAAACGGGAUGAGUCGCCUGGGGAUGUGAUGGCUCACCAAGCUCGAGAGAUCUCUCAGGCUAAUGUGCGCAUGGUGACUGAUCCAACGACAGGCAGGGAGAUCGGGGUAGAGGAUCAAGAGCCGUCGUCAAUGGAAGCCGUCAAAGACCCGAAAUUGACCGUUCCCAAUGCCAAUCUGGGAAAACAUACCGAACACCAAACGAGCCAGGAUCAAGAGCUCUCCGUGUACAAGGAGAAGCAAGACAUCACGGCUCCUCCAGAUCCGAUUGCUGAGGGAACAACAUCAGACGUUCCUAUUCGUGGUGAAAAGACCAAUGUGCUUUUCCACCCUACCCCAACAGUAUCAUUCCAGCCAAUGUUUGACCAGCUGGAGAAACGUGCAAUGGGUCUCUGUAUUGCCAUACCCGCUGCCAUAAUCAUUGUAGGCCGAUUCUUCGGGGGAUCCCUGCUAGGUCUCAUUCCACUGGCAGCCUGUAUCACAAGUGGCGUGUGGCUGUGGAUGCAUGAGGUGAUCAAGAGCGGCAAGGAGAUGGAAUGGAGUAGCGAGCAGCUCCGAGGCCAAACAGCCACUGCAAAUCUUCUGCCAGAAUCUGUUGAGUGGAUGAACAGCUUUCUCGGCGUCGUGUGGGGACUUAUGAAUCCUGAGAUGCUGACUCCUAUGGCCGAUACCAUUGAGGAUAUUAUGCAGGCAUCGGCGCCUAAAGUCGUGGAGAACGUCCGCAUCGCCGAAAUUGACCAGGGCAACAACCCAUUCCGCAUUCUCAGUAUGCGAGCUCUCCCAGAUGAUCAUGUCCAAAACCUGAAAGAGAACAUCCACCAGGAUAACCUGAAAAAUAAGGACCCUCAAGAAGCUGCGGCGACUGAAGAAGGUGGCAGUUACUACAACAUGGAGGCCUCUUUUGCAUACCACGCGAAGCCGAGUGGCGGAUCUGCAUCAUCUAAAGCGCGCAACAUGCACAUGCAGCUCGUGUUUUACCUGGGUAUCCGCGGCCUGUUCGGAGUGCCGUUCCCUGUGUUCGUCGAGUUGACUGAACUGGUUGGAACCGUUCGACUGCGGCUGCAGAUGAUGCCCGAGCCGCCAUUUAUGAAGGAACUCACAUUCAGCUUAGUCGGCAUCCCCCAUGUUCGGGCUGGCUGUGUCCCCAUGCUUCGGCGAGGUGUGAACGUCCUCAACUUGCCUCUGAUCUCUAACUUUGUCAACUCCGCGAUCGGCGCGGCGUGUGCUAUGUUUGCGGCGCCCAAGUCGAUGACUAUGGACCUCAGUAUGAUGCUCAAGGGCGACGAUAUCCACAAAGACACCUUGGCCUUGGGCGUGAUGUGGAUCCGCAUCCAUCGCGCCGUGGGCUUGAGCAAGCAGGAUCGCCGGGGCAGCGAGGGUGGCGGCAGCGAUCCGUACAUCAAUCUCUCCUUCUCGAAGUACGGCAAGCCCAUGUACUGCACCCGCGUGAUCACCGACGACCUCAAUCCGAUCUGGGAAGAGACUGCCGCGCUUCUCGUGACGCCCGAGUUGAUCAAGGCCAACGAAAACCUCAGCGUCGAGCUGUGGGACUCGGACCGGAACACCGCCGAUGAUAUUGUCGGCAAGGUGGAGCUGCCCAUUCGGGAAAUGCUGCAGCAUCCCAGCCGUAUGUACCCGCAAGUCUCCAAGCUCCAGGGCCUGGACGAGGGAAGCGAGAUGCCCGGCCAACUGCACUGGGAAGUCGGAUACUUCGGCAAGCCGAAGUUACGCCCGGAGCUGCGUACCGACGGCAAGAAGAAGGACCUACCUGAGAACCUGAAGGGCAACCCAACCUUUGAGGAUGAGAAAGGCACUAUCAAUACUGAAGAGGAGGACGCGGUCAUGCACACGCCGCCAGAUCCAAUCUGGCCCAGUGGAAUCGUGCAUAUCGUCGUGCACCAGAUUGUGAAUCUCCAGCUGGCGAAUAUCAAGGGCAGCGACGGGAACCGGAAGGGCAAGGAGUAUGAACCCGCGAAGCCUUUCGGCGAGAACACAGAAGAGCAAGGUGGGGAUCUACCGACAAGCUACUGCAAGAUUCUCCUGAAUGAUCAAUUGAUCUACCGCACACGGUCUAAAGCCGUGAGCUCGAAGCCAAUUUUCAACGCCGGCACAGAGCGAUUCGUUCGCGACUGGAGAUCGGCCGUUGUCACUGUCACAGUGCGAGACCAGCGGUAUCGCGAACACGACCCCAUUCUGGGCGUUGUGCCGAUCAAACUGUCGGACCUGCUCCAAACCAGCUCCCAGGUGACGAGAUGGUACCCGCUGGACGGCGGCGUUGGCUUCGGGCGCAUCCGCAUUUCGAUCCUGUUCCGGCAUGUCGAGACAAAACUUCCGCCGACCAUGCUGGGCUGGGACGUGGGGACCUUCGAAUUCGUCGGCCACAAGGUUGUGGCGAAGAACUUCGGCCGGCAGGCCAAGAUUAAGCUGCGGACCGGUGGCAGCACGGGCAAGAUCACGCGGCAUGUAGGCCGCCUCGACGGCAGCGACGUGGUCUAUGACACCUCGGACGAGAGCUUCCGCGACUCGCUGCGCAUGCCGGUCAAGCACCGCUACCGUUCGCCGAUUGUGUUCGAAUUGCACACACAGGGCAAGCGUGCGGCUGCGGGUUACGCGAUUCUCUGGCUGCAGCACCUUGUCGACAAUGAGGAUACAGACAUCGACCUGCCGAUCUGGACAACCAAGAGCGGCGCGCGACUGACGCAGAACUACGUCACCGAGCAGAACUGGCGGGCGAAGGAGGUCCCGGGCCUAGAAGACCUGACGGAGGUCGGGCGGCUGCAGCUUCAAUGCCGAUUCUCGCCAGGCAUUGACGAGUCGCACGAGCGGUUUGUCGUCGACAACGACUCACGCGAGACUUUCGAGACAUGGGAAGCCUGUCUGGCGCAGGGGGUGCGAUCGCGCAGCGUGCACGCCGAGGUACCGCCCGAGGUGCAAGCUAAGCACGAGCAGUCGCUUGUUGACGGUCGAGAUAUCCUCAAGCAAAGGGACUCAGUAGAGCGGCGGCGCUGGAUCGACCGCGAUGGUCACGACUGGAGCGGCGCAUUCGGGCAGGAUCCGCGCGCAUAUACCGACUCUACGGGCCGUAAGGUGGCCGAGCCUGGAUGCGAGAAGCCUCACCAUGACCCGGUGACUCCGCCCCCGUUGAAGGGCCAGCCUGGUGCAGAGGAGGAAGGCAGCUCGGAGGAGUCAGAAGGGUCUGAGACAGAGGCGCUGUCGAGGGGGCCGUCGACUAUCUCCGGCACGGAUGCGGGCUCGUCGUCGCAGGCUAGUAGUAGUAUCCAGAUGAACAAGGCGAACCGCCGCAGCGAGCAACGGCAGCAACGAGGAUUGAUGCAGUGGCGGCCGGCGCGUAAUGCAGCGUUUGCCAAGGACGAGGCGAAAUUUGCGUUGCGCAAAAUGAAGAAGAAGAUUGGGGCUGGAGAUCUGACUGGCCGAGAGCCGGAUGUUGAGACGGAGACAUAA
Molecule: messenger RNA, 3666 nt
Organism: Penicillium macrosclerotiorum
Lineage: Eukaryota; Fungi; Ascomycota; Eurotiomycetes; Eurotiales; Aspergillaceae
Product: C2 domain protein
Exons: 4
Coding region: 1-3666 (1221 amino acids)
Molecular function (GO): lipid binding
Source: RefSeq, a predicted model, not a curated record